AUGUCGUUUGCACGACCCACCCCUGCCGGAGGAGACGGCACCCACGACCAUUGGCACGGAGGCAACCAAAAUGGCAACAACGGUGGAAGUCAUCACGGCUGGCAGCAUAGCGGUGGCGGAAACCACAAUAGUGGAAGCCAUAGCGGCUCUUCCUCCGACGGUACAUGUAAAUCACCAACCACUCGUGUGGAAUGGACGACAUUGACACAGGAUCAGAAAAACGCGUAUUUUGAAGCCGAGCUAUGCCUUCUGGCAGCACCCGCUCAACUGCAAGCCCGGAUAGACGGUGUCGUCUCCCGAUAUGACGAUCUUGUGGGAUCUCACGUCAAGCAGGGGAACAUCAUGGGAGGCGUAGACUUGUGGCACGUUACUGGACAGUUCUUAGCGGCGCAUCGCUACUACGUUCACACUCACGAAUACUUGCUCCGUAACGAGUGCGGCUAUACCGAUCCGCUUCCCUACUGGAACGAACAACCCGACGCCGGGUCAUUUGCAACAUCAGAAACCGUACUCGAUUUUGGCGGUGAAGGAAUUGAAGAGAAUGAUUAUGCCGUGGUAGAUGGACCUUUUGCCAACCUCACUCGCUACCUUGGGCCUGGCACGACCAACACUGCGCACCUGUUGACUCGUGAAGGCGACCCUGAGAAUUCUAAGCUCGGCAACCAGACGUAUGUGGAUGCGGUCAUGGCCGAGACCUCUUUUGCGGCUUUCCAAAAACUUCUGUUCAAUACGUUGCACGCUGCAGGCCAUGGCGGCGUUGGUGGAGAUAUGGUCAACCCCAUCUCAUCGCCUGACGACCCCAUCUUCUUCAUGCACCACGGAUACUUGGACUAUGUCUGGUGGAAAUGGCAAGGACGAAAUGAUACGAGAAUUCACGAUCUAGAGGGUGCCGGAAACGAAACACAGGCUGAACCAGCCACCGGCUAUGUGCCAACGUCAGAAACUACCAACCUAUACAUGUAUGAUAUAUUACCCAACAUCACUGUCGGCGACGUUUUGGACACUCAGGGCGGAUACCUGUGCUAUAUCUACGCCUGA
Desarmillaria tabescens is the source of this 1038-nucleotide messenger RNA. Its product is annotated as Di-copper centre-containing protein. The record is from RefSeq and is a predicted model, not a curated record. Gene Ontology annotation, molecular function: oxidoreductase activity. The transcript is spliced from 10 exons. Bases 1 to 1038 code for a protein of 345 amino acids. NCBI's taxonomy places the organism in Eukaryota, Fungi, Basidiomycota, Agaricomycetes, Agaricales, Physalacriaceae.